UCGCGGGCUGUGGCCUGCCUGGGGAAAGGACGGGGGCGCGCGGGGAAGAACCAAGGAGUCGCGCGGCGCAGGAGGGCAGCACGCGACUCCCUCGCGGGCUCUCCGAUGUGUCCGAGGCCGGGAUGGCCCGCCAAAGCCUUGGAUUCAUGGCCCUCUUUCUUUGGUUUCAGAGAGUUGUUGCAAAUGUACCCAUCGUUAUUGGCAUAAUUGGAGGUACUGCUGAAAUGGAAUGCUUUUAUUAUGGAAAAGAACCAUUCGUCCUGAAUAAAUUUAGAAUAAUAUGGCAAGAAAAAGAAGAAAGGUUUUGCCCCAUAGAUAUCUAUUCUCCUGGUGAAGAUUUGAAGUCCAGCCAGUGCAACGAAUUCCAAAACAGGACUCUAUUCAGUGAGCAGCUGAAGAAGGGCAACUUUUCCCUGAGACUGUCAAACAUCCAUCCUGAUGAUGACAAAACAUAUAAAUGUGUAGUACUGAAAAACGAAUCAGGAAUGUUUUUGCUCUAUAAUGAAUCCAUUGUAACCCUCAAAGUGGCAGCACACUACAGUAAACCAGUUAUAAACAUUACUGAGCAACCUGGUGAAGAAAUGAUACUUGUUUGCCAUUCUAGCCAUGGAUAUCCUCAGGCAAAUCUUAAGUGGAUAAAUCAAACUGACAACAACCCUUUGAAUGCAACUGAAUUGAAUGCUACUAGAAACUCUAAUGGGACUUUCAGUAUCUCCAGCACUUUAAGGAUUAAAGCAACCUCUGAUACAAAGUUAGGAUGUCGAAUUGAAAAUCCACUGCUGCAUCAGAAUAUAACUACAACCUUUAUAUUUGGCAAAGAGAGCCCUCGAAACAGUUCUAUAAUUGAUCGCAGCCCUGGUCCUGUGGCCAGUGGUGUUGUAAUAAUUGCUGUAAUAGUGAUUGCUAUUAUUAUGUUCACCUUCUGCUGGAAUAAAAGGAGGCGUUCUCAUCAAAAAGCAUAUGCUGGUGUGUGUAAAAAUGAAGAAGCAGAGCACUGCAAUGGUGCUGUUGAACUAGAAAACAUCUAGAGGUGCUGAACUGCUGGAGAGAAAGCUAAAUGACAUAGCAACAUUACUGUGAAGCAUUCCUUCAAAUAUGGGCCUGUGCUCAUACUUUGGUCUUUUGCACUGCCAGGAGGACUAUCUACCCACAAUUCUACUGGUGGAAGGCACAAUUCUACCUUGUGUAUAACUUUACAGACUAGACUGUAAAGUUAGCCUUCUGGAAAGGAUCUACUUUUUUGGACACCCCAAGACUUCUGUUUCAGAAAACCUAGAACAUAUGUUUAAGUUACUUAAAAUUGUGUCACUUGGUACAGAACUUAAGUACAGCUGCGUGGAAGUUAAUCAUGAUGGUGAACUGAUGCUAAUAGGAGCCCCCUGUGGCACAGGGGGUUAAACCCCUGUGCUGGCAGGACUGAAGACUGACAGGUUGCAGGUUCAAAUCUGGAGAGCGCAGAUGAGCUCCCUCUAUCAGCUCCAGCUCCCCAUGCGGUGACAUGAGAGAAGCCUCCCACAAGGAUGGUUACACAUCAAAAACAUCCAGGCAAUGUCCUCUGGGCAACGUCCUUGCAGACAGCCAAUUCUCUCACACCACAAGCGACUUGCAGUUUCUCAAGUCACUCCUGACACGACAAAAAAAAAAAACGGAUGCUAAUUGAAUUAUUGGAUGUUUCCAGAUUCAGAAAGUAUAUGAGAAAACACCUACUCCUGGAUAACCAGUGUGCAGGAAGGCAUUCAGGCCUCAUUUGUGAAUUUCCAAAUCGUGCCUUGUUGGCUGCUGUGGGAACUACAUUAAGCCCUGAUUAUAUGCUGAAGUUUGAUUCUAGGUUCCCCCUUGGCUAUUGAAAUCCAUGGAUGCUGAAGUUUCACUAUAUACAAUGGUGUCGUGAAAUGGUGCCAUAUCCCAUUUCCAGGAAUAGUUGCGAAAGCUGGAUAGUGAAAAAAAACUAUUAGAAAGAAAAUCAACUCAUUUGAGAUGUGAUGCUGGAGAAAAGUUCUAUGAAUACCUAAAAGCUAAAUAAAUGAGUUCUUGCGCAAGUCAAAAUGACUACGCUGAGGCAAUUAUACUUUGGCCAUAACAAGAAAAAAAAACAUGACAAAGUAGUAAGGUGAAUAACAAUCGGACAAGAGAAAUUCCAGGUGGAAAGAUGCAGCGAAGGAAGCCAUGGCCUUGUCUACAGUCUGAUGAGAAUGGAGUGACAUGGAGAUCUCUUAUUUGUGACGUUAUUGACUUGAUGGUAGCUAACAACAAAGUAAAAUGGCAUCCCUUAUAUAAAAGGGUGAACAACUCAAACAAGUGACAGAGGGAGUCUGAGUAUCUGUAAAAUGGUGCAAAGCUACAACAGGGUAUGCCUGAACAUCAGCAUAGUGCUAAAUUAAAGUUUGUUUGGGGGAUUUUUUAAAUAUAUGCAAGCCAUGAUUGGUUGAAUCUGUGGGUGCAGAACCUAUGUAAAGAUAUAGAGAGCUGACCGAACAAUGCUGUAUGAGAUAACUCUUGAUCUUAUCCAACAGUGUGAUUAAGUUCUAAUGUGUUGUGGUCAAAGAAGGAGACAAUGUUCCAGCCCAACAUUCCAAUGUUAGUGUAGAAUAUGAGGGAUUCUUAGAAGAAAGUAGCCCCCAGCAUGACGCCCAGAGUUAGGUUUAAUGCUUAUUGAGAGAAGACUAUAUACAUAUAUACAUAGUUAAAUGAAAAGUGAGGCGGUGCAUACUCGGACAACUCCAGCAGCCAAACAGGUCCAAUCAUCAGUUGAAAACACAGUGCCAUGUGCUGGGCAUUGCUAGAACUGAAAUGUUUUAAGCAAUUGAUCCUAUGACUUCAGUAGCCUCAUCACAAUCUGAAACUGAACAUGUGCCACUUUAACCAUGUCACAUUCAUUUAUGUGGGUGCUGCGUCUGCCAGGAACAGGAAAUGCAUCAAUCAAGCAUCUUCUCAAAUGUUUCACUCAGUAACCCUGGUGGGUUAAACCCUUGUGCUGACAAGACUAAAGACUGACAGGUCGGAGGUUUGAAUCUAGAGAGAGCACGCAUGAGCACUUUCUGUCAGCUCCAGCUCCCCAUGCGGGGACAUGAGAGAAACCUCCCAUAACGAUGGUAAAACAUCAAAACAUCUGGGCAUCCCCUGGGCAAUGUCCUUGCAGAUGGCCAAUUCUCUUAUACCAAGUGUGACUUGCAGUUUCUCAAGUUGCUCCUGACAUUUUAAAAAAAUCUCAGUAACAGGGUGCACAGCCAAAUUUUAACUUUGAGAGGAAGAGUUAUUUUAGAAAAUCUCUUAGAAAGUUGGAACAUGACUGAAUACUUUCCUAACACUCUUCAGGAACAGUACCCAUUGGCUUACAGCUAUAGUCUUGGCUGCAACAGCCAAACAAUCCAAAAGCUUGCAUUUUGAGCUAAGCAAGGUUUCAAAGAUGGAAACUUUCAGGCAGUAGAUUAAAGAAUUGUCAAACAUCAUCUCUGUGUUUGUGCCAAUAUUUAUUUAUCAUGUCAGGGGCAACCACACCAUUGUAUUACAUUUCUAACUGAACAAAACAAACAAACAGAUAAAAAAACAAAGUUUGCAAGCUUGGUAGUUGAUUAAAUGUCCUUUGACCAGUAUCUGGCCACUUGGAGUGCCUCUGGUAUUGCCGCAAGAAGGUCCUCCAUUGUGCAUGUAGCAGGGCUCAGGUUGCAUUGCAGCAGGUGGUCAGUGGUUUGCUCUUCUCCACACUCGCAUGUCGUGGAUUCCACUUUGUGGCCCCAUUUCUUAAGGUUGGCUCUGCAUUUCGUGGUGUCAGAGCGCAGUCAAUAAUGUGGUAGAUAUUUUCAGGUCCAGAACACAACAUAUUUUAGAUGUGUAGACAACUGCCAACAACUACUUUGCACAUGUGAACAUUGUACACAUUGGGAUCAAUGCCAGGCUCUAGAUUUGAACCAGUGUUUUUGUGAGUUGUUAACUUAAACUCACAGUAAAUGUUAUUUUAAUCUUUUGAGAUUGUGCCACUGAGCUAGUUGUGAUAACAAGAGAAGAUCAGGAUCUGAAACUGAAUCUGAACUUUACUACCAAACUAUAUAAGGAUGCAAAUUCAACCAUAAGAUUUGAGAACAGUGCGUAAAUAGAAAAGUACAUGCAUCUGAUAAUUAAGGGGAACGAAAAUGUAAAUAUAGAGAAUACAGAAAAUUCAUAUAUGAAACUAGAUGGCACAGUCAAGAGGUAGAGAUAUAAAGAAAGUUAUUAUACAUACCUGAAAGACUAAUCCUUCCUAACAUUUGAUCAGUCAGUAGUUUAUCAUGUUUCCAUCUGCAUAGCGGAUCAAUCUACGACAAAAGUUCCCAAAGUUGUAUCAAUGGACACUGUGAAUGAUGUUCAUGGUUGGUGUGCUAACUCUGAAUCAAGGGAGGCCAGAUGACAAGCAAGGUGUCUAGAGCUCAGGGAAUUGUAAUAAAUGUAUCAAUUUGAGUUUUAUUGGAUGGAUCACUCCAGUGUUAACCUUAACCUACUAUAUUGACAACAUCUACUUUUUCACCACAAAUUGGUUCAUUUUGCACUUUUCAAGUAUAACCAUAGCAUUAGAUGUUCUCAAGAUAACUUUUUACCACCCAAAUAAUUAUACUUUUGCCAUACUAAGCCCAAACUUUUGUUAAGUUGUAUAUUUUUUCUGGUUUCUGUGAUAACUUAUUCUAUAAAUAAUGAGCAUAGCCUGAAGAGAAACACUUUAAGUUAGAGAGGAGAAAAUGUUGUUUUAGAUUUCACUCGGUUUCUUUUUUCCCAAACAUAAGUUUGUUUCAUCUUAUUCUUGUAUGUUAUGCAUUACAAGACUGUAUGAACAUUUCUAUGCAUCUUCAUGUACAUGUCUCUUCAUAUAUUCUCUUUGCUAUGUACUUUAAUUCAACAUAUGGAUUUUGGUAACUAUUUCCCCAAAACCAAUGUCAUCUCAUUCAUUUACAAAUCGUACUGUCCACUUAGCCAUAGAUGAUGCAUUUCUGUGUUCAUUGUUUAACUAAAAAAUUACAUGAUUUUUAAGAAGAUGUGCACACUAAAAUAUAAUUGAGUUUUGAUUUGUAUCGUAUUUGGGUUCAGGGAAUGAAAAAUGGAUAUCAACUGAAUGGUUUUCUCCCCUAUUUGUUUCUAGAGCUAAUUGUAAUUGAAACUUUGAUCAGGUCAGAAGUCCUGCAGUAAUUUUGUUAGGGAUUCAACAGACCAUUCAUGAUAAUAUUGCUACAGUCUUCCAACUGAGUUCUGAACACUUGGGAAAGCAUUGUCAGGCAUGUUUCCUAAGUAAACAUGCCUGAAUCUUCCAUUUAAACAGUGCUAUACUGCAUUGUAGAUAAGCUGAAAGCCAUGCAUUAAUCAAAUACUUUACUUACUUAGAUGUUACACAUUUAGAAAACCGUUUGGCUUUGGUAAAAGCCUUUAAAAAUUAGGUGAAUGUUUAUUUUGAAAACUCCUUUCUUUUCAUUAUAGUGUCUUCCAAGCUACAUUUGUAUUACUUAACUAGUUCUUGCUCUAGUAUGUAAAUAAUUUUGUCAUAUGUUUUUUAAAUUGCAUUUUUCAAUAAAUGGCUCCCUAGUUUUGUAUAUUU
Molecule: messenger RNA, 5557 nt
Organism: Anolis sagrei ordinatus
Lineage: Eukaryota; Metazoa; Chordata; Lepidosauria; Squamata; Anolidae
Gene: ICOSLG
Product: inducible T cell costimulator ligand
Biological process (GO): regulation of cytokine production; T cell receptor signaling pathway
Cellular component (GO): external side of plasma membrane
Molecular function (GO): signaling receptor binding
Source: RefSeq, a predicted model, not a curated record